Messenger RNA from Ailuropoda melanoleuca (giant panda), 2078 nucleotides. RefSeq names its product protein tyrosine phosphatase 4A3 (gene PTP4A3). NCBI's taxonomy places the organism in Eukaryota, Metazoa, Chordata, Mammalia, Carnivora, Ursidae. The record is from RefSeq and is a predicted model, not a curated record. Gene Ontology annotation, biological process: protein dephosphorylation. Bases 1111 to 1632 code for a protein of 173 amino acids. The transcript has 7 exons.
GGCCUCCAGUGCCGCCGGCCCCUCUCUGUCUGGGUCUUCCAGCCGCCACCGUUACUGUGCUCCUCCUGGGAGCCCAGCCCGAGCGUGGCGGAGUCCUGCACGGGAGGAGCUCAGGACGCAGGACCAUGGCAAGUCACCGCAGGCCAGCAGGGAGGAGGGCCCCAUGUCCUGUGCUCAGGAGCUGUCUGCUGAGUGAGGGGCUGGGCCGGGAAGGCGGCUUCAGGGUCCCAGCCUCCUGCUGGAUGACCCUUGGGGAGCUCCCUUGGAUCCAGAGCCCAGCCAUGGAUGGCGUCAACUGGGCGCUCGGGAAGUGUUUGUGAGCUGUCCUCCUGCAGACGUUGCCUGCUGCUGACCAGCCUGGGAUUUAUGGAGAGGGCCUCGGGGGGCAGCUCUGAAUACUGCCGGGCCCAACAUCACUGCCGCACGUGCUGCUGAGGAGGCCCCCGUGCCUCUGGCCCUCACCAUUGCCCUCGCCCGCCGAUGGCCCCUGCUGUCUGGCCCCGGGCCGCCUCUAACGCCUGAGCCCCCGGGCUGUCUCCAGGACUCGCACUACCCCGAUGGGGUAACGUGACAGAGGCCCCGAGUGCAGACCUGCCUGCCACCACGGCCGCCGCUACCCCCUCCCCUCCCCAGGCUGCCCUGUGGGUUCAGUUCAAGUUCAGGUUUCGUCUGGUCCUUGAGAGUUCGGGGCCCACCUUUGAGCGCAGGGGGCCACUCGCCUGUCCACUGAUGCAGACAGUGCUGGGCAGAGCCCUGGCGGUGGACUCACUCUGGGCUUUGUGAGGUUUUCUUGGCCGGGGUUUGGUUGUCCUUAUUUUUCCUUUUGCCCCUCGUCGUUACCCAGCUCCCAGAGGCGGGUGCGGGGACUGCCGCUCUCCCCCGGGGGCUGUGUCUUUCCUUCUCUUUGUAAAGAGCUGGACUCUCGGCCCCUCGGCCCCUCCACCUCCCAGGUGUUUGCACAGUAUCUGUGCGGGGGCCGCGGGUUGACAACGUGGUUUCUGUCUGUUGGACAAGCACAGGGAUCUCGGUCUCCUCGGGGCGUGGGGGGUGGAGGGGGCCUCCCCGGUGCGGCCCCCAGCCCCGUGCCGCCCCACCCCGCCUCCGGAGGAGAUGGCCCGCAUGAACCGGCCCGCCCCCGUGGAGGUGAGCUACAAGGGCAUGCGUUUCCUGAUCACGCACAACCCCACCAAUGCCACUCUGAGCACCUUCGUCCAGGAUCUGAAGAAGUACGGGGCCACCACCGUGGUGCGAGUGUGCGAAGUGACCUACGACAAGGCCCCUCUGGAGAAGGAUGGCAUCACUGUCGUGGACUGGCCGUUUGAUGACGGGGCGCCCCCCCCCGGGAAAGUGGUGGAGGACUGGCUGAGCCUGCUGAAGGCCAAGUUCUGUGAUGACCCGGGCAGCUGUGUGGCCGUUCACUGUGUAGCCGGCCUGGGACGGGCUCCGGUCCUCGUAGCACUGGCUCUCAUCGAGAGCGGGAUGAAGUAUGAAGAUGCCAUCCAGUUCAUCCGACAGAAGCGGCGUGGAGCCAUCAACAGCAAGCAGCUCACCUACCUGGAAAAAUACCGGCCGAAGCAGAGACUGCGGUUCAAAGAGCCGCACGCGCACAAGACCAGGUGCUGCGUCAUGUAGCCCAGGGGCUGCAAGCAGGGACCCUGCGCCCCUCGCUGCCGGCUCGCCUUCUCUCCCGGCCCUUGGCACCCCGUCCAGCGGGUCCAGCUCGCCCUGCCUGUUCUGUGCUGGCUCCUUCUGUUUCUCCCCGUGUCUCCGUGUGCCCGAGUCCGCCGCUCUGGGGACCAGCGCUUCCCUUCGUCCCCCUGCCCUGCGUCUCUUCCUCUGGGCCUUGUCUCUCUGAGGCUUAGAUGGGGCGCACCUGGCCCUCUUAACCCCUGCCCUCCCGCAGGGUCUCCCGGGCAGCUUUCCACUCAGGCUCAUUUGUCAGGGAGCAGGUGUAUUUUUUAGCCUCUGGGCCUGACCCCAGCUCCAUGGCCUCUCGCCCCGACCUGCACUUUCAUUUAUGGGGUCUGGAGACCAUCAGAUGUCCUGGACACUCGAAGGCAAUAAAACAGGUUCCCGUG